Chrysemys picta bellii (western painted turtle) is the source of this 1254-nucleotide messenger RNA. It is a transcript of the gene GPR171, whose product is annotated as G protein-coupled receptor 171. Gene Ontology annotation, biological process: G protein-coupled receptor signaling pathway. Gene Ontology annotation, molecular function: G protein-coupled purinergic nucleotide receptor activity. The record is from RefSeq and is a predicted model, not a curated record. Gene Ontology annotation, cellular component: membrane. Lineage: Eukaryota; Metazoa; Chordata; Testudines; Emydidae.
CAUUUAAAAACCACAGAGACAUUUCUUUUAAAAAACAACCUACGCACGAAGGGGAAAGGAUUAACAUAUUAUCAGACAAAGAUGUGACUACCUACUGAGACUAAUCAAGCAUUUUACAAACUUUCUUCUAAUGCCUAUGAGACUUCAGAAUCUAAAAAGGAAGGUUCUGGAUAUCUUUAAGCAGCCAACACACCUUACUUUUCCACAGGAUAAUUAAAAUGUCCUUAAGCAAUAUCUCAAAUUGCAAUGUCUACACACAAAUGGAACCAUUUACCUAUUUUUACUAUUUAAUUUUCCUCAUUGGAUUUAUUGGGAGUUGUUUUGCCCUAUGGGCGUUCACUCAAAAGGAUCAGAAACAAAAAUGUAUGAGCAUCUAUCUAAUUAACCUCCUAACAGCUGACUUCCUGUUGACUAUGGCAUUGCCAGUAAAAAUAAUUGUUGACUUAGGUAUUGCCCCCUGGAAACUGAGGAUAUUCCACUGCCAAGUCACAGCUUGCCUCAUCUAUAUUAACAUGUAUUUAUCAAUCAUAUUUUUGGGAUUUGUAAGCAUGGACCGCUGCCUUCAGUUAAUGCACAGUACUAAGAUCUAUCGAAUCCAAGAACCUGGAUUUGCCAAGAUGUUAUCUGCAGUUGUAUGGAUAAUGGUUCUCCUUAUAAUGGUACCUAACAUGGUGAUUCCAAUCAAGGAAAUAGAACAAAAGCCUACUGUGGGGUGUAUUGAUUUCAAAACAACAUUUGGAAAAGAUUGGCAUGUGUUUACUAAUUUCAUAUGUACAGCAAUAUUCCUGAAUUUUUCAGCCAUGAUACUUAUUUCCAAUUUUCUUGUUGUUAGACAACUUUACCGAAACAAAUACAGCGAGAGUUAUGCAAAUGUAAAGAAAGCUCAGGUAAAUAUACUGUUAGUAACGGCAGGCUACAUCAUGUGUUUCGUUCCUUACCACGUUGUUCGGAUCCCCUAUACUUUGAGCCAGAGUGAUGCUAUAACUGAUUGUCUUCUGAAACAAACCCUCUUUAAAGCAAAGGAAUCCACUCUGCUGUUGGCAGUGUUAAACCUCUGUUUUGAUCCUGUUUUGUAUUUUUAUCUUUCCAAGACAUUUAGACUGAAAAUUACUGAGACUUUUACAUCACAUAAAGAAACAAAGACUCUCACAGGAGAAGGAGUACACUGAGAAGAGGCACAUUAUAUACAAAAGUACUGUAGUAUUUCAGCCUAUGUAAGGAUAUUAAAGAAGGUAGUAACAGUGAUUCCCCCAA